GCAUGUUGCCUGACUUAAGACAGCAGGGUCUAUGUUGGGACCUGGAUGGAUUGCCGGCUGAUGAAGCAACCUAACUGGCCAGUAGGAGAGAUCGAGGGAGUGGGAAGGCAUUCAGCCAAGGUCAAUUUGGGAAACGUUAAUUUAACCAGUUUCUGUCAAGAGCCAACAGGACAUAAGAAAGUUCAACAUAUGAGGAUGGUUUAACCACCAAGAGCAAAUUCAAAAAACUAGAGAAAAACAGAAGAGGACUAACCCAUGGCUGGAUUGUUUUAGGAUAUGGGUGGUGUGCAGUAGACCUGACACCCAGGUGGGUUCCCUGGCAGAAGGGUUCCAUGGCCACUGCAAAUUAUGACCCCCACCUGGGCGAAGGCCCAACUGAGGACUCGGUGAACCUCCUGGAUGAUUCUGACUCAUGGAGUGUGCUUUCUGAUGACUCAGUACUUCCCGACUAUGAAAGGGAGGAAAAGUAUACAGAGCCAGCUAAAUCUUUGUAUGAGGCCUGCGUUAGGAAUGAGCCCACAUCCCUGCGCAGGAUCCUGGAGAGAGGAGUCACUGAAGAUGAAGCCAUGGAACUUGACAUCAAUGGCAGGAAUGGGCUGAUGCUGGCUGUGGGGAAGGGAUUCAUAGACAUUGUCACCAUGCUGCACACAUGCACAGUAAUAGACAUCAAUCACCAAGACAACGAUGGCAAUACUGCCCUCAUGAUUGCUGCCCAGUCAGGUUUUAUCAACAUUCUGAACUAUAUCCUAAACUACUACUCUGGUGUGAACACCGAAGUCAGGGAUCCCCGCGGCUUCACAGCCCUCAUCAAGGCAGGCUUGCAGGGCCGAGAAGAGUGUGUGUCUGCCCUGCUAAUGCAUGGUGCAGAUAUAAAUGCAAUGGACCUGGUCCAAUCGAGAGGUCUAAAGGACUGGAUCCUUAGGACAGGACGUUUUGAAACUCUUAUUAGACUACGCCGUCUGCAGGCUCAUUCUGUCGCUGAGCAGUUCUGUGAAAGCUACAUUCCUGAGUGGCCUGAGCUUAAGCAUCUGGUAGAAACGGCCACCGCCACCAAAACAGGCUGCCAGGCUCUGAGGCAACGCUUAAAAGACAACUUUUCUUUCAGCUUCCCUCAAGACCCCCAAGACAAUGGAGUCAUGGACCAUAUGGUGCGUAUGACCACAAGCAUCCACAGCCCCCUGAUAGCCACUGGUUGUCGUCCACUCUGUCCCACAAGCCCCCCAGAGAUUGGCAAACGACGAUUAGCCGUCCCUGAACUGCUUAAAAAGCACAGCCGCAAGGAGUUGGAGGAGAGCACAGUGUCCCACAGUAAAGGCUCUUUAGGCACGUCAGCUUCUCCCACUGUUGUGUCAGCCUCCUCAGUAUCCCUGACCUCCUGCCGCCAGGACCCACCAUUAGGUGGCAUAAGAAGCUUCAUUCCCCACAUCAUAGCAAACAGGAACAGCAUCUUCCCAUCAGGCUGUAUUCCUAAGAUUGAAGUGACAAAGUCUGGGGAACCCACUCCAAAGAAAGAGAAAAAGAAGAAAAGGCAGAAGGGCUACCUGGAACCUCCUGUCUGGAAGUACAAGGAGGCAAAGGAGGAAAAAAAGAGGGAGAAGAAGCAGCAGGAGGAAAAGGAAAAAGAACGAGAGAAAAAACAGAAAGCGUCCAAACGCUCAUCAAGCCAAAAAUGAGGCAUUAUUUUCUCAAUGAAUUUCACUGUGAUAAAGUCAUGCAUGAGGUUUACUACAAUCCCUCAAACACAACUCCCAGGGCAAGUAAAAGUCCAUUUCACAGCAUUUUAUGAAUGAAAUCAGUCACUAUUUUGAGUUUU
Messenger RNA from Etheostoma cragini (Arkansas darter), 1813 nucleotides. It is a transcript of the gene ankrd33aa, whose product is annotated as ankyrin repeat domain 33Aa. Gene Ontology annotation, molecular function: protein binding. NCBI's taxonomy places the organism in Eukaryota, Metazoa, Chordata, Actinopteri, Perciformes, Percidae. The record is from RefSeq and is a predicted model, not a curated record. The coding region runs from base 333 to 1673 and encodes 446 amino acids. The transcript is spliced from 5 exons.